Sphaerodactylus townsendi is the source of this 4412-nucleotide messenger RNA. It is a transcript of the gene ATP7B, whose product is annotated as ATPase copper transporting beta. Gene Ontology annotation, cellular component: perinuclear region of cytoplasm; trans-Golgi network; membrane. Lineage: Eukaryota; Metazoa; Chordata; Lepidosauria; Squamata; Sphaerodactylidae. Gene Ontology annotation, biological process: monoatomic cation transport; copper ion homeostasis. The record is from RefSeq and is a predicted model, not a curated record. The coding region runs from base 27 to 4394 and encodes 1455 amino acids. The transcript is spliced from 23 exons. Gene Ontology annotation, molecular function: P-type divalent copper transporter activity; ATP binding; copper ion binding.
AGCCGCAUCAACACUCAGCUUCCAAAAUGCCUGGAACUCUACUGGACCAGAGAAGCUUUAGAUUAUUCAAAUCCAAAGAAAUGGAAACCACGAGCUAUUUGAGAGACGGCCAGUCCUCACUUGCAACUUUAAACCACAAAACGAUUACUCUGGUGUCCUUCUCCAAACAGCAGUCUUCUAAAAAGCUCCACGUGUUGGAGGAUGGAGAGUGUCCUGUGAAGACAAGCCAGGUUGCUCAGAAAGAGGAAAACCCUUCCAUCCAUAACUUCCCAGAGGCACUAGGAAGCUGUAGCCGACAGACUCUAUCAGGGGACACUUCCCCCAUCUAUCUACCUGCAUCGACAAUGAAGCACAAGUUUGCCUUUGAUAAUGUCGGCUUUGAGGAAGACACAGAACAUUUGCCCGCUCUUUGUUCUCAGGUGGACGUUAUUACAGUCAAUAUUUCAGGUAUGACUUGCCAGGCGUGCGUACAAUCCAUAGAGGGAAGAAUUUCCAAGGUGAAAGGGAUUGUGGAUAUCAAGGUUUCUCUCAAGCAAAAUAACGCUGUAAUCAAAUAUUUGGGAGUGGAAAUAAACCCCUACCAGAUCUGCCAGGAGAUCAAAGACAUGGGAUAUGACGCCUGCACGAUGGACGCAAUGCAUUUUUCAAGGCAACUGACCUAUGAAGCCUCUGUGAAGAUCAGGAUAGAAGGCAUGACCUGUCAAUCUUGCGCCAAUACUAUCGAGGGAAAGAUUGGAAAACUACAUGGCGUGAAGAGGAUCAAAGUGUCCCUCGACAAACACGAAGCUGUCGUUGUUUACCACCCCUACGCCAUUAAACCUGAAGAGUUAAAGGACAGCAUAGACAGCUUGGGAUAUGAAAGCACUAUUAAGCACAAGCAAGUCCCGUUAAAACUGGGUGUGAUCGACACGGAACGCUUGCAGCAGAUGAGUACAAGAAAUCCGGGUGGGCCGGAUGGUGAUAGACACACAACAGAGAACGGUGCAGACGACGCAUCCUUUGUAACGUUGGCUGUGGAAGGGAUGCAUUGCAAAUCCUGCGUUGACACCAUUGAAAAGUCCACCUCAGCCUUGCCUGGGGUGCGUUGCGUUCAAGUGUCUUUGGAACAGAAAAAUGCUGCUGUGUGGUAUGACCAGACUCUGGUCACCCCGUCCUCGCUGCAGCAAGCCAUCCAAGCCCUUCCUCCCGGUCACUUUAAAGUAUCAUUUUCUAGUAGAACAGAGGAUUGUAAUGGGACGCUUCCUUCACAUGCGGCGUCCUCCUCCUCUUGUCCUGGCAAUCUUUCCCAAGGACAGCUGCAAAGCGAACCCACCACCACCACCACUGUAAUUAGUAUUGGCGGAAUGACCUGUAACUCCUGUGUGAAAUCCAUCAAAAGCUUGAUAUCUCAAAGAAAAGGGGUGCUGCAUAUAUCUGUAUCUUUGGCUGAAGGGACCGGAACCAUUUGCUACAGUUCAGAUCUAACAACCCCUGAAGAACUGAGGGCCGCUAUAGAAGACAUGGGGUUUGACACUUCCGUUCUCAAAGAUAUCACCACAGAAAGUCUUACUGCUAGAAGUAUAGAGGCCAACGAACCAGCCUCUACUCCUUUGAAAACUCAAGUUGCUUCUGCAUUGCCACAUGGAGAUGCUGUUCUGGAGAAAGAGAACUUGCAUCGUGACCAUCCAAAGCCAUCUUGUUCGGGAACCACUGAAAAAUGCUUUAUGAAGAUCACGGGCAUGACGUGCGCAUCUUGUGUGUCAAGCAUUGAAAAGAACCUGCAAAAAGAAAAUGGCAUAGUUUCCGUGCUUGUUGCCUUGAUGGCAGGGAAGGCUGAAGUAAAAUACAAGCCAGCGAUUAUUCAGCCUCUGGAAAUAGCCCGGUUGAUUGAGAAUUUGGGCUUUGACGCUUCAGUGAUAGACGACCCUGAUGCGGAUAGCAAGAUUGAUCUUAAGAUCCUAGGCAUGACUUGCUCUUCAUGCGUGCACAACAUUGAAUCCAAACUUUCCAGAACACCUGGGAUCCUUGACGCAUCUGUCGUGCUGGCCACAUGCAAAGCCCGUGUCCGUUUCGAUCCUGAAGUUAUCGGUCCUCGAGAUAUUAUAAAAAUUAUUGAGGGAAUUGGUUUUCAAGCAUCUCUGGUUAAAAAGGAUCCACGGGAUUACAGCUUAGAUCACAAAGAAGAGAUCCAACAAUGGAAGAAAUCAUUCUUAUGCAGCCUGGUGUUUGGCAUCCCUGUUAUGGUCUUAAUGAUUUACAUGCUAAUACCAGGUGGCCAAGAGCAUGGAUCCUCUGUGCUGGAUCAAAACAUAAUUCCUGGAUUGUCUAUUCAAAACCUUCUCUUCUUUGUCCUUUGCACUUUGGUUCAGAUCCUUGGCGGAUGGUACUUCUACGUCCAAGCCUAUAAGUCGUUGAAACACAAGAUGGCCAAUAUGGAUGUCCUCAUAGUGCUGGCCACAACUAUUGCUUAUGUUUACUCUUGUGCUAUUUUACUGGUCGCCAUGGCGGAACAGGCAGAGCAAAGCCCCAUGACCUUUUUCGACACCCCUCCAAUGCUGUUUGUGUUCAUUUCUCUUGGUCGGUGGCUGGAACACAUAGCAAAGAGUAAAACUUCGGAGGCACUUGCCAAAUUAAUAUCUCUUCAAGCCACGGAGGCUGUUGUAGUGACUCUUGGACCUGACAACUGUGUGAUCAGGGAAGACCAAGUGCCUGUUGAGCUGGUUCAGCGAGGAGACAUUGUCAAAGUGGUACCUGGGGGGAAAUUUCCAGUGGAUGGGAAAGUGAUUGAAGGCAGCUCUAUGGCAGAUGAAUCGCUAAUUACUGGGGAAGCCAUGCCUGUCACUAAGAAGCCCGGCAGCACCGUAAUUGCAGGCUCUCUCAACGCCCAUGGCUCAGUGCUUGUCAACGCAACUCAUGUUGGCUCGGAUACCACCCUGGCCCAGAUUGUGAAAUUGGUCGAAGAAGCUCAGAUGUCAAAGGCACCCAUCCAGCAACUGGCUGACAAGUUUAGUGGAUAUUUUGUCCCCUUUAUCAUCAUAAUUUCUACCGCAACUCUGGUCGCAUGGAUUGUGAUUGGAUUUAUACACUUCGAUAUUGUGCUGAAAUACUUUCCUCAUUACAGUAAACACAUUUCAAAAGCAGAGAUCGUCGUACGCUUUGCUUUCCAGACCUCCAUCACAGUCCUGUGCAUCGCCUGCCCCUGCUCCCUGGGGCUGGCCACCCCCACGGCUGUGAUGGUGAGCACAGGAGUCGCCGCGCAGAACGGUAUUCUCAUCAAAGGUGGGAAGCCUCUGGAGAUGGCACACAAGGUCAAUACUGUGAUGUUUGAUAAAACAGGGACGAUCACUCACGGGGUUCCCAGAGUCAUGAGAGUCCUCUUGCUAGGCGAUGUUGCCGCUACGCUCUCUCUGAAGCAGAUCCUUGCUGUCGUGGGCACAGCAGAAGCCAGCAGUGAACAUCCCUUAGGGGUGGCUGUCACUCGAUAUUGCAAAGAGGAGCUCGGCACGGACGUCUUAGGGUAUUGUCAAGACUUCCAGACAGUUCCUGGCUGUGGAAUAAGCUGUAAAGUUAGCAGUGUAGAAGCUGUGCUGGGUGAGACGGAGCAGCAUUUGGGCAGCCUGAGCCCACCGCUUGGUGACAGUGAUAGAAUUCCUGCAGACCAGAUUUCACAGACUCCGUUUUCCAAAGUGGGAGAUUCAGCAGCCCCUCAGACCUACUCAGUACUGAUCGGCAAUCGGGAGUGGAUGAGGCGGAACGGCUUGCCUAUCUCCAGCGACGUUCAUGAAGCCAUGACCGGCCAUGAAACCAAAGGACAAACCGCUAUUUUGGUGGCUAUAAAUGGGAUGCUUUGUGGCAUGGUUGCGAUCGCGGACUCCGUCAAGCAGGAGGCAGCCCUGGCCAUGCACACCUUGCAAAAUAUGGGCGUGGACGUGGUGCUUGUGACGGGGGACAACCGGAAAACUGCCACGGCUAUUGCCACUCAGGUUGGGAUCCGGAAAGUCUUUGCUGAGGUUCUCCCGUCGCACAAAGUGGCCAAAGUCCAGGAGCUCCAAGCAGCUGGAAAGAAAGUCGCCAUGGUCGGAGAUGGAGUCAAUGACUCCCCAGCUUUGGCAAGAGCGGAUGUUGGCAUCGCUAUUGGGACUGGCACAGAUGUUGCCAUUGAAGCAGCAGACGUUGUUCUUAUUCGUAAUUGUUUGAUGGAUGUGGUUGCAAGUAUCCAUCUUUCCAAGAAGACAGUGAAAAGAAUACGAUUAAAUCUAAUUCUAGCCUUAAUAUACAACCUCCUUGGGAUACCCAUAGCAGCAGGAGUGUUUAUGCCUAUUGGAAUUGUGUUACAACCAUGGAUGGGGUCAGCAGCCAUGGCAGCGUCUUCAAUAUCAGUGUUGCUCUCUUCUCUGCAGCUGAAAUGGUACUAGAAGCCGAGACGGGAAAGA